Messenger RNA from Lithohypha guttulata, 1713 nucleotides. It is a transcript of the gene TRM82, whose product is annotated as tRNA (guanine-N(7)-)-methyltransferase non-catalytic subunit trm82. The transcript has 2 exons. The coding region runs from base 1 to 1713 and encodes 570 amino acids. Gene Ontology annotation, cellular component: nucleus; cytosol; tRNA methyltransferase complex. The record is from RefSeq and is a predicted model, not a curated record. Gene Ontology annotation, biological process: tRNA modification; RNA (guanine-N7)-methylation. Gene Ontology annotation, molecular function: protein binding. Lineage: Eukaryota; Fungi; Ascomycota; Eurotiomycetes; Chaetothyriales; Trichomeriaceae.
AUGGCGACUUUGACCUUUCCUGCUCACAAGCUCUGUUGUGUUCGUGGCAACGACAACGACUUUCUAUUAGCAGUCACAGGCACAUGCAUUCAGUCACUUUCACGUUCCAACGGCGAGUUAUUGGAUGUAUGGCCUCGUGUUUCACCCGAAGACUCAAGCAGUGAGAACGAUGAGGAAAACGAACGACCGAGCAAAAGGGUGAAGCUGGGCCAUGCAGACAACCCGAGUCUGGGUCGUGAAGUUUCCGAGCUAUCGGAAGCUUCAAUUGAGAUUGUGGCAGAAGGAAAGCAGCGACAGAAGGGAGAGCGAAGACGCCCAAAGAUACCAGACACAACUCUGCCACAUAUAACACAUCUUGUGGUGGCCUCGGAUGGCAAGCAUGCAGUCGCUAUUACUGCAGAAGACAAGGCUGUUCGAGUUCUUAGCAUAUCUCCUCGAGGUCGAUUACGUCAGGAAUCGUUAAGGUCAAUGCCCAAAAAGUCGUGUGCCAUUAUCUUGUCGCCCGAUGAACAGAUAAUACUUACUGCUGACAAAUUUGGUGAUGUGUAUUCGCUGCCACUACAUCCACGCGCAGAUUAUCAGCGCAAAGUUGAACAACCUCAGCCGGACGGAUUAUUCGAGCCAUCGGCCUCAGCGCUGACUGUCCAUACGAAACGCAAUCUGGACGCCUUGAAACAACAGCAGAAGCAGAAACAGAAGCAAGGCAGGAAAGAAGGCCCGGACUUCGAACACAAGCUUCUCCUAGGCCAUGUCUCGUUGCUGACUGAUCUUGUCGUUGCUCAAGGUUCGGUGGGUGGAAAGCUGCGUCCUUUCAUCCUGACUGCAGAUCGCGACGAGCAUAUUCGCGUUUCGAGAGGCAUGCCACAAACACACGUCAUUCACGCCUUCUGUCUUGGUCAUACAGAGUUCAUUAGCAAGCUCUGUAUUGUGCCUUGGGCCCCAGAAGUUCUUGUUGCAGGAAAUGGAGAGCCAAGUCUUUGUGUUUAUGACUGGCAAAGCGGCUGCCAGAUGUCCCGAUUCGAUCUUCGUGACAAUCUGCGAGGCGAAAUUGACACUAUCGCAACAACAGGAACUCAGAGUCGUGAAAAGCUCUGUGUUUCUGGAAUCUGGCCUGUGACUGUAUCAUAUGCACAAUCAAAUACUACGGCAAGUAGCCUUCUCGUUGCGCUUGAGGGUUUGCCAGUGCUAUUUGGGUUCCAGAUGUCCGGCUUCGAGCUACGGCACAUACAGACUGUAGUCCUCGACGGAAAUGUCCUGGAUGUUGUACAGACGGCCCAGGAAGAGGUUCUGAUCAGUAUUGACACCAUUCAUGCGAGUGGCUCCUGCAAGGAGUUUCGACCUGGUGAUACUCUAGACACAGCUCGUAUCGACACCUUCACUGCCACCACGACGGAGCACACAGACAAUGGCAACAGUCGCAUCGACGAAGAUGCAAAGACAAGCGCCAUUGUCCAAUUAUUACCGUCCAAGAGAGCUGUGAAACAUCAGAUCAGACCAAUCCCUGCCAGUCAAACCACUAGACAAGAUGAACCACUAGAGAAUGAUACACGAUGGAAAAAGUAUGAGAAGCCAUAUAGUUUCAUAGGAGAACUCAUUUACGGCCUGGAAAAUCUUAGGAAGCGACGCGGCCUGCCAGCUGAAGAUGAAGAGGCUGAGAUGGAGGAAGCCCAGAUCGGAGACGAAGAGUUGGAAGGAACUUCUGAGCGUGCCUGA